AUGAUGCAAAGCUCUUCGUCGGGUCUAUUCGCUUACUUGUAUGCUUUGGGGGACUUCAUUUCAAAAUACAUUAAAAUCAAAAUCUUAAGCUUCUUCAAUUAUGGUUUUGAAGUGAGGAAUAAGAAAGAUGCAAGGCUCGUUCAUUUGAAGGUUGAUCAUAUAGAAUCUGCUACUUUGGAAAACAAUGGCAUUAAUCCAUGGGACACCUCUACUAUGAAUGACCUUUUGAAGAAGAUAAAUCCUUUAAUGAGGAAAUUUGAGGGGUACUGUUCGAGCACUAAACCUUAUACAGGAAAAGUGGCCUUAUCCACUUUAAAGAAUGCAUCAAAGAAUAAAGUUAUAGAGAUUGGUGGAAUGAAGUACCGCAUCAAGGGCUGUGCCGGACAGGGUGGUUUCGCUCAAAUAUACAAGGCAAAUGUCAACAGCGAUUCUGAUAAUGCUGUGGCACUAAAGAUUCAAAAGCCAGCUUUCUCUUGGGAAUUUUACAUGUACCGUCAGCUUGAUCAGCGCAUUUCUGGCAGAGAAAGGUCAAGCUAUGGUUUUGCUCAUAGAGUUCAUAUCUUCUCUGACUGUAGCAUACUCGUCUGUAACUAUUUAGCUCACGGGACCCUACAGGACGUGAUCAACUCAGAUGUGGCAGUAGGGAAAUCCAUGGAAGAAGUAUUGUGCAUUUAUUACACAACAGAAAUGUUGCACACGAUUGAAACUUUGCAUAAUGUUGACUUACCAAAAAAAAAAAAAAAGGAAAAGAAAAGUCCUAAAGGAAAAGUGACUAAAGAAUCUCUUAAUGAUUACAAACUAACAUAA
Molecule: messenger RNA, 807 nt
Organism: Vicia faba (fava bean)
Lineage: Eukaryota; Viridiplantae; Streptophyta; Magnoliopsida; Fabales; Fabaceae
Source: the annotation of a GenBank genome assembly